AUGAAUUUCGAUGCUGCACAAUAAUUAGUCCUUGAGCUAAAAAGAAAUGAGAAUCUCGUAGAUACAUAGCUUAUAUUAGUUGGCAAUAAAGUUGACUAUGCUGAAGGUCGCAAAAUAUCUAAAUAGACUGGCUAGGAUUAUUCACAAUCCUAGGGAAUAACGUUUGUAGAGGUGAGCGCAAAGACAGGAACUGGAGUUCAUGACCUUUUUGAUAGCAUUGCGAAAAACUUAAUCAGUAAACACAAACAAACAGUUCAAAGAUUUCAAACUUAGAAGAGCAUAAUGCUUGGUACAAAUCAACGAUAUGAUGAAUAAAACCCAAAAGAUCAAUGUGGGGGAGCCAAUGAACUUCGCCCACAUGCCAAGGGAGGGCAUCACGAUGCUUCCAAGGGCUGGUAUGAGGUGAAGAUGACUGGCAAGCUACCUGAGAGAAGAAGCUAUUAAAUAAGUGAGAUUCACAAAGAAUACCUAUAUAUCUUUGGAGGCUAAGAUCUGAAAGAAGGAGCAUAUAAUUCUCUAUGGAAGUUGCCUUUAAAGCAUAUCAUGGAUGGUGGGACAACAUCCUGGGAAUAAGUUUCAAAUAUGAGUGGAAGAUUACCAAAACCAAUAUCUCAUCAUAGUGGAUUCGUAUAUAACGAUUCAUUAUAUGUCUAUGGAGGUUUGGUUGAGUCUGACUCAAAUCCUCACCUUUAUGCUUUGAACCUAAAUACUAUGGUUUGGACGAUUGUUGAUUCUACUCAAUGGAGUCUAACUCCUCCUGCUAGAGAUGACCACUCUGCAUGUAUAAGCUCUGAUAACUAAAUGUAUGUCUUUGGAGGCUAUGUAAGAGGUGGAAAAUCCAAUGACUUAUGGAAAUAUGAUUUAGAAAAUAACGAUUGGGAGGAACUAGACAAAGGUGAUUAUUUCAUCACAGAUCCUAAAUAUCAUCAAACUCACGCCAGAGAUAGACCAGUUCCUAGAAUUGGUGCUGCCAUUAUGGAGCAUUAAAAUCAAAUUUACUUGUUUGGAGGUCAUGAUGAACAGAAUGAAAAGCUUGAUGACUUUUGGAAAUAUGACUUAGCCACAAAAUAAUGGUAACUAAUAGAAUCAUCAGGAAAUAAACCAACUGGCAGAAACGGUCACACAAUGGUCCUAAUUAAUGGCAAAUUGGUAAUGUUUGGUGGUAUUCUUGAGAUAACUAAGGAAACAGAUGAUGUUUUUAUCUAUGACUUUGCAACAAAUAAAUGGUAAAUUUACGAGUUGCCUUCCUACUAUGGAGGCAACUCUCCCAUGAAUGCUCGAGAUACUGAUAGCUAACAUGAGGAGAAAUCAAGCUUAAUUGGAGGGGGUAAAUCUAACACAAAAAAAUUGAAGCAUACAUCCUCAAUGCCUCAACUUCAUAAUAGUAAAAAUCAUGAGCUAAAUAUGAGAUCAUCUUAAAAAUUCUCGACUAACAACAAUUAAUCAAGCAUUGGUAAUUAACUUGAGACUACAACAACUCAAAAAGAUGGAAGAAGAAAUUCAUAACCAUCAUCACUUACAAGAAAACCAACUAUCAAUAUAACUGACUAGCAAUUCAUGAAGUAUAUGAGAGGUCAGGAAACACUUUCAUCUCCUACCUCAAUUCAAAUGAAGAAUGCAUUCAUUCUUAAAAAUAGUAACUAAAGCUUUGAGCAAUAUUAUCUUGCCAUGAAGAAAAGAAGAAACGUCAGAAAUGGUUUAUCAAUCAAUCUGUCAAUGUCACUAGAUGGUGGCAACAGCAAGAGUUCUCACAUCCAGAAAAAUAAACCUUCAGCAAGAGAUGGUCAUUCUUCAUUUGUGUUCCAUGAUAAGAUGUUCAUAUUCGGGGGAGAUAGACAUCACAUGCCUUUCAACGAUUUAUUCUUCUUGGACAUUGACAUUUGA
This is a messenger RNA of Stylonychia lemnae, 1884 nucleotides long. The record is from the annotation of a GenBank genome assembly. Lineage: Eukaryota; Ciliophora; Spirotrichea; Sporadotrichida; Oxytrichidae.